Pomacea canaliculata is the source of this 2904-nucleotide messenger RNA. RefSeq names its product trichoplein keratin filament-binding protein-like. Gene Ontology annotation, cellular component: keratin filament. The transcript is spliced from 15 exons. The coding region runs from base 140 to 1639 and encodes 499 amino acids. NCBI's taxonomy places the organism in Eukaryota, Metazoa, Mollusca, Gastropoda, Architaenioglossa, Ampullariidae. The record is from RefSeq and is a predicted model, not a curated record. Gene Ontology annotation, biological process: apoptotic process.
GCUCAGUUGUAUAACAGGGCUAGCUUAAGCAUACUGCCGCCAUCUUAGUUGACAUUCACAACGAGAUAGAAUAAUCGAGGGAAGCGUGUGGUUUGAAUGAUAGAUAGAGAGACAAAGAAAAGGAGAUUCAGAUAAUCUUAUGGCUUUACCGACCACUCCACGUUACUGGAUGAACAGGAAGGAAGCCUAUGAACACUCCAUUGCAAGGCAUCGGAAUCAGGAAAGUGACUUUCGCCAUCAAUGGGAAGAACAUGCAGAUUAUUUUAAGAAGAACAAUGUUGUGGCAGCCAAGCAGCAAGCAUGGGAGUCAACUCCAGCAUAUAAAGAUAGAUGCACCGAUGCCUUCAAGAAAUCUUCAGAGAGAGAGAUGAAAGCUCUAAACUUAAAACAGCGACAGGAAAAACUACGGGCCAUGCUGCUUGAAGAAAAUCGCCAAUGGGAAGCUGAGCUGAAGCAAGUGUCAAGACAGAACUGUGACAAAAUAGAAAACAUGAAAGACAGGGCAGAAGAACUUAGAAGUGCCCGUGAGGAGAAAAGAAAAAAGAUUGCAGAAGACAAAUUGUAUGAUCACUGGCAGCAAAAUAACCCAGACAUCAGAAAGGUUAGGUCAGAACUCCUCAAAGAUUAUGUAGUUGGACAAUGGCCCACACAGAUUGAGGAGAUGAAACAGAAAGAAGAAGAGGCAAGGCGUGAAAAGGAGGCUAUUGAACGACAAAUGGAAGAGGAACGGCUAGCUGCCUUGGAAAAAGAACGGCAGGAAGAGGCCAAACGAUUGAAGGAGGAGAGACAACUGAGGGAACAUCUGAAGCGGCAAAUACAAGAGCUGAGGCAGAGAGAGGCAGAGGCAGAGCAGCUAAAGCGCCAGCAGGAUGCCUUGCUACUUCAGCAGUGGGAGGUGGAACAACUGGAGGCGGAGCGCAAAGAAAAAGAACAACAGCGGAAACGUUCAGACCUUGGGCGGAUUUUGCUACGCCAGCACAAGGCACAAAUGAUGAGCAAGUCACGAAGAAUCCAAGAAGAACUAGAAGAAGACAGGCUGCUGUUAGAGAUGCUAAUCAAGAAGGAAGAGAAAGAGGAUGUGCUGCAGACUGCUCGCAGGGAGAAGGCUAGAGCAGAUGCUCAGUGGAUGAAACAGGUGAUUGAGGACCAGAUACGACUAGAGAAAGCCAGAGAGGCUGAACUCGAUGUUCUCUUCCAGGAUGAAGCUGCUCGCAUGUGGCAGAAACGAGAUGCUGAAUGGGAAAGAGAGCGGCUAGCGAGAGAACGACUCAUGAAAGAGGUGCUUGAAAGCCGCCAGGAGCAGAUUGCCGUCAAGCUGGAAGAAAUAAAACAGCAGCACCAGGAGUCCAUUGAACGUCGGGAGGAGCUGCUGCAGGAAAUUGAAAUUGCUAAUCAACUGACUCAGCGUGAGCAAAAGGAGGCAGAGGCCACACAGAAGGCUUUCAAGCAUAGUCUGGAGGAGCAGAUAACUGAACGGCGCGAGCAAGAAAAACUUGCUCGUCUCAAGCUGCAGGAGGAAGAAGAGGAGGAGGAGAAGGCAGACAUGGAGUACCAAGAUUUUGUGCAGCAGGAAACAGAACGACUGAGACAGCGUGGCUACAAGCCAGAGCUUCAAGGCAGGAAACAAGCAUGGACGUGAAGCUCAUUCGACAUAUGACAAGAGUGUUACUUCUGCCUUUGUCAGAACAGCAAUACCAACAUCUACAUAAAUCGCCAUUGCCCAGUUAGCAGUUUAAUAUUUGACCAGGACUACCAUGUCAUUCGCAUGGAAUCUUAGGCUAAAAAGCUUGCUCUUUUUAGUCUUCAUCUUUCUUCUCAUUCUUACCAUCUGAGUCUCUUCAUAGUCAUAAUUACUAGUAGUAAUAAUUAAAUUAGUUAUAAUGUGUACAAAACUGAUUCUAUCUGCUUAGGUAAAUAACAGCAGAACCAAGAAUUUUUUGCUUGUCUGCAACACAUAAUUGAAUGUUAUUUCUAUCUGGUUACCUUAAGAUGCAUGCACAAAACUAAAAGGUUCACUUUUCUCUGCACACGCUAUUAAAGUUAACACUUUGUCGACAUUUCUUUUAUGUAUAACAAGGACUACCUGUCCAAUAGGCUUGAAGCUAUUUGAUCACUCAUAUUUUGCAGAUGUUUAAACCUGCACUUCUGACUAUAUUUCUUAAAAUAAGCAAGUGUUAGUUAGGAUGGAGGUCACAGGUUAAAAUGUCUUUUGGCUGUCCACCAGAUAAAAAGUUAGUUUUUUUUAGUGGAAACAUGUUUGUGUGUAACAUAUUGCUGAAAAUAUCUAUAUUUUCUGUUAUUUUGUUUAACUUAUUCCUACUGUUAUGGGCUUCAGAUGCAUAUUCAUGUUAUCAGUGAUGUCCAAAAAUGAGACUGAAAAAUGUAAGUAGUAAAAGUACAAGUCAUUGUAUUAUAAAAGUUUUAACACUUUUCAGUGUUUAUGUGCUCAUUUGAAAGAAUUUUUCACAAGACUUGUGAAAUCUCAUUAAAAGGUGGAGGGGAAAAAAAAAAGCUUCAUUGGAGGGAGAAGGGAGGGGGUGAGGUGUUAGAGACCACUUUUCUUUUUGAUCAGCUUGUUUUGCAAUUUGUUUAUGGAAUCAGGUGCCCAUUCCCACUCACAACAGCUGGGUUGAAUGGGAAGGUUUUCUGCGCUACACUGGCAUCCAACUGGUGAGCCUAAGUGUUUGGAUGUAGUGCUCUGACCCCUUGGCUCUCUCCUUCCUCUAAAUCAUUAACACAAAAACACAAACAUACAGUUGUUUACAAUCUGGUUCGUUUCAUUUAUUGUUAAAAGUGUAAGUGGGCAAAUUGCCAUUACACUGGCAUUCUUUCACAUGCAUGAGGUCCCCUGAAAAUGACUUGGACAUUAGUGUACAAAUGAAAAUGAUGAAAAGAGAACAAUUG